CGGGAUAAAGCGCUGGAUCUCAGUGAAGCUCUCGGUUCCUGGGUUCCUCCUCCCUCAGAGCACAAUGGUCAGUGUGAGUGCUUCACACAUUCACCUCUAUCAAUAAACUACAGUCCAAAAAAAAAUCCCUCGUCCGGCUUUUUAAACGCACACAUGGCCGGGCUGAGGGCUGAGUGAGCGGGCUGGAGGGCGCUGGAAGAGCCGCGGUGUGGAGAACAGUGCGCCCUGAUGCUGCUGCUGCUGCUGCUGCUGCGGGGGGAAAAAAUCGCCAUUGUCCGAUAGAAAAGCGCUCAGCUCGAAGCUUCAUCAGAGAGAAACAUGAGGUCGACACUGCCUGUCCUUCACCUUCUUCUCCUCCUCCACCUCGUCCUGCUUUUCCUCCUCAGCAUCCAGAUCGUCGUAUCGUUCGAGGUGACGUUACAGGAGGACGAUGGCAUCGUGAUGACUCUGGAACCCUCGGAUCUGAGGGAGAAUAUCACCCGGUACGCUGCCAAGAUAUCUGGAGAGCCUCGUACCCACAUCCUGCCCUUCCAGAGCUCCAGCGAGGGCCAGCCGCCUCCUGCCGUCCUUCACUAUUACCCCACCUACCAUGGGCUCUGCUACACCAUCAGCCUUCUCCUAGCCAAUGGCUCCACCUGGUCCAAACCGCUCAGGACUGUGACUCUGCUCACGAAGCCUCUCCCACUGGAGAGCGUGCAGAUUUCAGACUACCAGCCUGCUCCCGAGACCGGCGUGGUGUUCGAGCUGCGUUCGCCCCAGAGGAACAGCUUCAGCCGCGUAAACAUCAGCUACUCCGAAGGAACCGAGCAGCGUUUCAUGCUCUACAAAGAUUUCCAGAAAGGCAAAACGGUUUUUAAGCACUGGCUGCCCGGGACGUGUUACAGCAACAUCACCUUCCAGCUCAUCUCAGAAGCCACGGUCAACAAAAGCACCCUGAUCCAAAAGAGUGCCGUGAUCCACGAGCCGCACCGCCACAGGACAGUCCCCCAUCCUCCACUCAACGUCUCUCUCAAGAUCGUCCACCUCGGCGGAAAAGCCCUGCCUGCCCCUAACUGGCAUGACACCCGUCUGCCCCGGAAGGCGCGCGACGUCCCCGUAACGGGGGAGGACCCCGAACUCACAAACAAACAGGAACUCGAGCAGAAGUUGCAGAUGGUUAGUCCUCUUGCUACCUCCGAGAGCCCGGACAUCAACGCCUCGCUGACGUCCACGCUCACACCGACGGAACGGAGCAUCCUCGUUAACACCAGCGACGCGGCCGAGCGCGACAACUCCACCGCCUCCUACUGGCCGACGGGACGCCCCUCCCCCACCGGAGGCGAGUACGAGUUCGUGAACGGAGCGCCCCCGGAGUAUGACGACUCAGAAAAAGACCUCGGCUCGGCCAUGGAGCUCAACCCGGAGCCCACUGACGGCUCAGAGAAACCGCCUUCGGUCCUCCUAGAGCUUCGCUGGUUACCUCCUCUGCCGCCGAGCACGACGGACGGCUUUAACGUCUACAUCUAUCGGGACGGUGACGUGACGGAAACGGUUAACGUGGACGAGAACACGCACGAGUUCUUGGGCGAGCUGUCGGAACCCGGGACGUACCGCGUCCUGGUGACGAGCGUCAGCUCUGCAGGGGAGUGUGAGCCCCGAGAGAGCGCACCACAUCCAGGAUUCACCUUCUACCUCAGUCCGACAGGCGAGUUCCUGGAGCAGCCCAGAGAGCGCCCCCAGGAGGUGAGUGUGAAAAUGCUUGGGAAGAGCACAGCCUCAGUAUCCUGGGCUCCAUCUGCGCAGAGCCACAACGGCAGCCUCGUCUCCGUGGUGUCUCUAACCUGCCUCAAGCCCAACCCCAUCCAGCGCAUGGAGAUCACCUACUGCUCCGAGGAAAACACCACCAGUGACAUCCUCACUAACCUCACCCCUGGCGCUCAGUACAGAGUGGUGGUCUAUCACACUAACGGACCCCUGAUCAGCCCCCCCUCCGAACCCGUCAUUAUCGAUAUCGAACCGACGGGAGUGCGGGACCUGGUGGUGUACCCUCUGAGCCCCACGGCGGUCAUCCUGAGCUGGCAGAGGCCGUACAACGUGGCUUUCCGCAAAUACGUCCUGCAGACCUUUUUCUUCAACUCGGCCACGCAGACCGCCCAGUGGACCACAUACUACGAGAUCGCCGCCACCGCCUCCGUCAUCGCCUCUGUGAGAGUGACUGAUCUGUUACCUGCAUGGUACUACAACUUCCGGGUGACCAUGGUGACCUGGGGCGAUCCUCCUCUCAGCUGCUGCGACGGAUCCACUGUGAGCUUCGUUACCGCUCCAGAGGCACCGCACAUCUCCUCGGCGGAUUACUCACACGGCGCGCUGUACGUGCGCUGGACCUACGGCGACCUCUUCACCGACCUCUCCCACUCCCGGAUGCUGCACUGGCAGGUGCUGGCUGAAGGAAAGAAAGGCUCGCGGAGACGCUUCUCCACUGACGUCACGCGUAAUGUGAUGAAGGCCGCGCUCGCACUCCCUCCCGGAGACAUCUACAACGUGACGGUGACGGCGUGUACGGAACGCAGCCGCAACACCUCCGUGCCACACAUCCUGAAGCUGGAUCCAGCGCCUCCCAAGUCCCUGUACGCUAUCAACGCGACCCACUCCUCCGUCACGUUGCUGUGGGCCGAGGAGGGCGUGGUCGACUUCUACCAGGUCGUCUGCAGACAACUCGGACCCGUCACAAAGCUCAAGACAUCUGAGCCCCAGACUGCACACUCCCACGUGAUGACCGUGAACAACCUGCAGGCCUCCAGCUCCUACAACUGCAGCGUGACCAGUUACAGCUACAGCACACCCAGUGAACCUGCGUACAUCACCAUCAGCACUCUGGCUCAGGAGAUGAACCCCAGUGUAGCUGCUAUCUCUGCGCUUGCGGUGCUCAGUGUGCUGCUCAUCAGUCUCCUCGUCCUUUUUCUACUGGUGCUGCGAAAGAAACACAUGCAGAUGACCAGGGAGUGUGGAGCAGAAACCUUCGUCAACUUCGCCUCCUUCGAGCGCGAUGGGAAACUCCCUUACAACUGGCGAAGGAGCCUCUUUGCCUUCCUUACUCUUCUGCCAUCCUGCCUUUGGACUGACUAUCUUUUGGCUUUUUAUAUUAAUCCAUGGAGUAAAACUGCUCUGAAGAAAAGGAAGCUAACAAGUCCAGUGCAGUUGGAUGAUUUUGAGGCCUACAUCAAGGACAUGAGCAAAGACUCUGCCUACAAGUUCUCCCUGCAGUUUGAAGAGCUGAAGAGCGUUGGCCUGGACCUCUCACACGAUGCCGCAGAUCUUCUCGUGAACAGACCCAAGAACCGCUACACCAACAUCUUACCCUACGACUUCAGCCGCGUGAAGCUCAUCUCCAUGCACAACGACGAAGGCGCCGACUACAUUAACGCCAACUACAUUCCAGGCUACAAGUCAGCGCGCGAGUACAUCGCCACCCAGGGGCCGCUGCCGGAGACGCGCAACGACUUCUGGAAGAUGGUGAUGCAGCAGAACUCGCGCGUGAUCGUCAUGCUGACUCAGUGCAACGAGCGCCGCAGGGUGAAGUGUGAUCAUUACUGGCCGUUUACAGACGAGCCGGUUUCCUACGGCGAGAUCACGGUGGAGAUGCUGUCUGAAAGCGAGUCUCCAGAAUGGACCAUCAGAAACUUCCGCCUGAGCUAUGCAGAUGAGGUGCAGGACGUGCUGCAUUUUAACUACACGUCUUGGCCCGAUCACGGAGUCCCCACGGUGAACGCCAUCGAGAGCAUCCUGCAGUUUGUGCAGUCUGUGCGCCAGCAGGUCAACAGAACCAAAGGACCCGUUACGGUCCACUGCAGUGCUGGCGUGGGUCGUACAGGCACCUUCAUUGCUCUGGAUCGGCUGAUGCAGCACCUCCGGGAGCACGAGUAUGCCGAUAUCCUGGGCAUGGUAUCGGAGAUGCGCUCACAUCGACUCUCCAUGGUGCAAACGGAGGAACAGUACGUGUUCAUCCAUCAGUGCGUCCUGCUCAUGUGGAAGAAGAAAAAACAGCAGAGUCUCACCAGCGACAUCAUCUACGAGAACGUCAGCAAGUCAUAAUGGCGGCUGGGACGCGCGUAUGCCACGCUCCGCCCACGGCCCCCCUGCACUCGUCUCCUUUGCUUCAGGCGUUUAUUCUCUGUGAACCGUAUGUAUGAAAUGUAUAAAGACUGCAGCAGAGGAGUCGUAGAAACCCACCCACAGCUCUUCGACAUCCGAGAGGACAAAACCAACACACGCGCAUCACACGCCUUAAAGAAUCCGCCGCGACGUCCAGGCUGCUUCUCCUUCCGCGGCUCCCGAGCUCAGGAUUGUCUCCGAGCACCAACCUCCAUCUGCUGUAGCAACCAGAGGAGGCCCACGUGCUCGUCAUGGACGUCUCUGAGGGGCUUCACAUACAUCCAUAGUGUUCAGUGACUCGGUUCCUGAAGCUGCAUUGUAAUCUUUUAUCGGUCACACUGCCACCCCCUGGAAGGGAUUUUCAGUACAAGUGUGUGUGUGUGUGUGUGUGUGUGUGUGUGUGUGUGUGUGUGUGUGUGUGUGUGAGCAUUCUUUACUGCUGUACUGCUCUCUAUAAGCUACUCCACGGUACGACUACUAGAAGGUGGAAAAUCAGACAUUUGACUAAAGAGGAGGUGGGAAAAAAAAAUGUACACGUCCACACCGACACGUCUGGAGUUCGGUUCUCCAGAACCAGAGUGUGAAACAUAUCCGGUCAUGUAGAGAUACGUAGGAUAUCACGUUUAUUUUUUAUUAACGUUUAUUUUUUACAUCUAAGCAGUUCAUCAUCAAAAAAAAAAAAUUUAAUAAAAGAUCUGGACGUCAUUUCAGCACCUGGGUUUGAACAGCGACAGGACAACAAGUUUGUGGACACUUGUAUUAUUUGAACAUCCUGAGGUGUUUAAUGUAGCGCUAUAGAAGGAGAUCUUUCACUCCAACCCAUAUGUGUUCAUGGAGCUGGUUUUGUGGAUCAUCAUGCUGGAACAGGAUCAGGUCUGGAAAAUUUCCUCCAGGUUUGUGGGAACGUUUCGGUGAAGAACCACGUAUGAAGUAUGGAAAAAAAAAUUUGGGUGUCCCGAUACUUUUGGGUCCAAGUGUUUCCUGUCGUUUCUUUUCUUCAUACCGAUCCGAAAUAAGAACAACGAGAAGGUUCUCGCGAUUAACGAUCGAUUAUUUUUCCACUGCGAAUCUGGAAACUCGUAAACGUGUCACGGUUUUUCUUUUUAAUUAUGAUCAUUAUUAUUUAAACGUAUUUUACGUCCAGCUGUUUGUCCUCGGUGCCAUUUUGUGCAACGUCUCACUUUAAAACCCGAGCCGAGAUCUUCCUCGCUCGCUCAUCAUCCUCUCGGUUGUAACCGUGUGUGUGUGAAAAGGAAAACAAAACAAUAAAAAAAAAAAGUCGAAUAAUCGUCCAGACGACUUUUGGUACAGUGGCAAU
This is a messenger RNA of Silurus meridionalis, 5449 nucleotides long. It is a transcript of the gene ptpro, whose product is annotated as protein tyrosine phosphatase receptor type O. Gene Ontology annotation, molecular function: protein tyrosine phosphatase activity; cadherin binding; Wnt-protein binding. The transcript has 27 exons. The record is from RefSeq and is a predicted model, not a curated record. NCBI's taxonomy places the organism in Eukaryota, Metazoa, Chordata, Actinopteri, Siluriformes, Siluridae. Gene Ontology annotation, cellular component: glutamatergic synapse; GABA-ergic synapse; plasma membrane. Bases 319 to 4071 code for a protein of 1250 amino acids. Gene Ontology annotation, biological process: regulation of glomerular filtration; podocyte differentiation; peptidyl-tyrosine dephosphorylation involved in inactivation of protein kinase activity.